AUGCACGAUGAACAUAAAGAUAAUGUAUUAGAGCAUCAUGAAACAACUAUAUCCCAAAAAGAGAGUUGUAUAAAAACAAAUAAUAAGAAGGAGAAUAUCGAUAUAGUAGAAGAGUUUCCUACGAGUAUGGAAGGGGUUAAUUGCAAUAUUGUUAAUCAACAAGGUUUUACAACGGUUGUUCCAUCUCAACAUCUUACAGCUUCACCUUCUGUUUCACAUACACCAUCAUUUCCAGCACAUGGACUUGGAGUUAGUUCCUAUACGCAAAAUUCGAUGGGAAAUACAGGUUAUGCAGAAGUUGGGGCACCGGGGCUUUUAGACCCUCAAUUUCCGCUAUUUCCUCAAUUUUAUGGAAACAUUCCUCUGUUAACAGAUAUUCCUAAACUAAGAAGAACAAUAUAUAUUGGAAACAUUCCUAAUGAGGCGACAGUUAAUGAAAUUUUAUCACAAGUUAGAACUGGCCCAAUUGAAUCAGUUCGGCUUCUUCCGGACAAGAAUUGCGCGUUUAUUUCAUUUCUAGAACCGUCACCAGCAGCAUUAUUUUAUGAAGAUGCAAUAAUGAAAAAAUUAAGUUUUCAUGGAAAAGAAGCGAAAAUUGGAUGGGGAAAGCCAAGUUCUGUAUCGUCAACAGUGAUGUUAGCUGUUCAGCAAUCAGGAGCUACAAGAAAUGUCUACCUAGGCAAUUUGCCGGAAAAUAUUACAGAAGAAGAAAUAAAAGAAGAUUUAAGUAAAUUUGGAACAAUUGACCAAAUAAAAAUUGUUAAAAAUAAAGGAAUUAGUUUUGUUCACUUUCUUAGUAUAUCCAAUGCGAUGAAAGCUGUUCAACAACUUCCUAUGGAACAUAAAUGGGCAAAUCGUAAAAUAUCUUACGGAAAAGAUCGAUGCGCACAAUCUUUUAGGCAUCAUUCAACAAUUCCACAUGAUCAUAUCCUACUAAAUAAUCUUGGUAUGAAUCAUUUAACGUCUCAGAUGACUACUAUGAAUUUAAUUCUUCCUAAUUAUACCAAUUAUCAUGAUUUAGGGCAUUCUUGUCCCGAUUCACACUCCAUAAUAGGAAAUAGGACAGUAUAUCUAGGAAAUAUUCAUCCAGAAACAACUGUUGAAGAGAUUUGCAAUGUCAUUAGAGGUGGAAUCUUACAUAACAUCAAAUACUUCCCAGAAAAACAUAUAUGUUUUGUUACAUUUGUCAACCCUGCAUCUGCAAUGCUGUUUUAUAAUGUAUCUGUAGCUCAAGGCCUUAUUAUCCAUAAUAGAAAACUAAAAAUUGGAUUUGGGAAACAUUCAGGUCUUUUACCAUCAUCUAUUGCAAUUGCUGUUACUUCAGGCGCUACUAGAAAUAUUUAUAUCGGUAAUACUAAUGAAAAUAUAACCGUGGUUAAACUUAAAAAAGACUUUUCUGAAUGGGGAGAAAUUGAACUAGUUAAUAUGCUAAGAGAAAAAAACUGUGCUUUUGUAAAUUUCACAAAUAUAAGUGAUGCAUUAAAGGCUAUUGAAGGCAUUAAGACUAAGGAAGAUUAUAAAAGAUUUAAAAUUAAUUUCGGUAAAGACAGAUGUGGGAAUCCUCCGAAGCAAAUUAUUAACCAAAAUGAUCACAUAGCAUUGUCUCAGCCUAGGAUUACACGUACAGGAUUUAAUAUGUUUCAUCCAUCACCAGAUAUUCCAUUUACUACAAAUAUCACGAACGCAACACAUUCUGAAGAAAAGUUUGUAAAUGAAAUUCCUUAUACUAAUUAUCCUCCAAUUGAAAACAAUGGAAAUAUUGAUACCUACCCAAAAUCGCUUUCUCCUAUAUUAUACAAUUCAACAACUUAUAAUGAUUCUUCAACCAAUAAUGGAAAAAAUAAUCAGCUUACUUAUGAAAUAACACACGAUCAUAAAAUAAAUGAAGCAAAUUAG
Molecule: messenger RNA, 1896 nt
Organism: Pneumocystis murina B123
Lineage: Eukaryota; Fungi; Ascomycota; Pneumocystomycetes; Pneumocystales; Pneumocystaceae
Exons: 4
Coding region: 1-1896 (631 amino acids)
Biological process (GO): mRNA splicing, via spliceosome
Cellular component (GO): cytoplasmic stress granule
Molecular function (GO): mRNA binding
Source: RefSeq, a predicted model, not a curated record